This is a messenger RNA of Cladophialophora carrionii CBS 160.54, 14571 nucleotides long. RefSeq lists its product as uncharacterized. Bases 1 to 14571 code for a protein of 4856 amino acids. Gene Ontology annotation, biological process: ribosomal large subunit assembly; rRNA processing. The record is from RefSeq and is a predicted model, not a curated record. Gene Ontology annotation, cellular component: preribosome, large subunit precursor; nucleus. The transcript has a single exon. Gene Ontology annotation, molecular function: ATP binding; ATP hydrolysis activity. Lineage: Eukaryota; Fungi; Ascomycota; Eurotiomycetes; Chaetothyriales; Herpotrichiellaceae.
AUGGAAGACGUCGCAGCAUACUGCUCGUGGGCUGAUGCACAACUCCAGGAAGACCAUUCAUUUCUUCGCGCUGUGCCGACUGAAGUUCGGUCACUCAUUCUACAGGCGACAUCGCCACAUUACCUCGAGAUCCUUGCUAACAUAUCGCGAGACCGACGAUACACCGAUGCAGUCUUUCCACUCUACAAACCACUCUUUCCGGAAUUUGUGGCCAGAUGGAACGCCGCGAUCUCAUCUUCAGAUCUCGGCGAGAUCAUCUCUACCUUGUCAUGUCUAGCUCGGGCCUUGCCACUUGCUACCUAUCUCCGGCCUCAUGUCAGGUCACUGCUCCGCACAACUCAGCUACGGCAAUUGCUGUUUGACGUGCAGGACUCCGUCCCUGAGCUCGAAGAUGACGCGACACAAUCACUUUUGCUCUCGCUGUUUCGCUUCCUGUCUUGCGACUGGGACAUCCUUUCCGGAACUGUUGGGCCCCUCUUCUUGUCGGCGUACCUACGGCACCGGUCCCUUCCACUCAGGUACUUGGCCAUCCAGUGCCUGUGUAUGAUUAUGCAUUUUGCAGACGCUUAUUCGGAGAAGUUGGUCGAGACGUACAUCGGCAAGCAGGCGAUAUUGGGCGAGUGGGAAGGCAGAAGUAUCGACUAUCGACUUCUGAAGCUUUGGGAAGAAAGAAGAUGGAAGGACCUAGCGAAGGCAGCAACUACCGUUGAACAGUCCUGGCAAUCGACAUCCCAGCCUUCUGCAAGCAGGCGAGAUCUGAAUCCUGUUGACUUCUCGCCUCACACCACCAACAUUGGUGGAGUUCUACACUCUCGUUCUCCUGAGCACUCUUCACCCAUCUCGGAAUCAGCCUUUGUCCUUACAGCCACGGCAAAACGCAAUUUACGUCAGCUGGGACAAUGUCUUUUAGAACCGAAACCUAUUUUUAUAUCGGGUCAGGCCAGCUCAGGCAAGACUUCGCUCGUCCAUGAGGCUGCCAGACUCCUCGGCCAACAAGCAUCGAUGAUCACACUGCACCUCAACGAACAAACCGAUGCGAAGAGCCUUCUCGGGAUGCAUACGUCGUCAGCCGAUGGCAACUCGUUUACCUGGCAGCCCGGAGUCUUGACCAAGGCCAUGCAACAGGGAAGAUGGGUUUUGGUAGAGGAUAUUGACAGGGCGCCGGCCGAGGUCAUGGGAGUGCUCCGUCCUAUCCUUGAGAAUGGUGAGCUCUUCCUGCCCAGUCGCAAAGAGAAGAUCCGUCCAAAGGCUGGCUUCCGCAUACUGGCAACGAUGAAGACUAGUUCUCAAUCUUCCUCUACCGCAUCUUCUCGGUUUUCCUGGCUACUCAAUGCUCGACUCUGGACCAUAGUCGAAACCUCUCCGUACCCACUGGAGGAGGUUGAGUUCUUGCUUCGUGCCCGCUAUCCUUCUGCCGCUGUCUUCAUCACAAUGGUCCGACAGACUCAUGAGAGCCUCCUCCGCUUGUAUGACGUCCAUCACUCCCUCAAGGGUCUCCAGACGCGUCAGCCGACGUUGCGGGAUCUGCUCAACCUGUGCAGGAGAAUUGUCCGCAGGUUACGCGCCUACGGCCCGGUCUCGGAAUCGACUGCGCUUCCAGAACAGAUCAAGUUGGAUAUUUUCAAGGACGCUGUUGACUGCUACGCGGGCUUCCUCAACAGCGAAGAACUACACGAACUUGUGGCAGCCAGUAUUGCGACGUCAAUGGACAUCUCUCCUCAGCGAAUGCGAUACUGUCUGAACGACAUGCUCGCAAGCGUGAUCGAGCACAACCAGGUAAUCCAGGUAGGUCGAAGUACUUUGCACCGAAUUUCCAGCCGUCGUCGGCAAUCAAAGAAAGCCGCUUUUGCAUCCACCACCUCAGCCCGAAGAACGCUUGACCGCAUCGCGGCCAGCGCUGAGUGUUCGGAACCUACCCUCCUGGUUGGUGAAACUGGCGUCGGGAAGACUACUCUGGUCCAGCACGUGGCGAGCUUGGUGGGUCAAACACUCACCGUGGUCAAUCUUUCACAGCAAAGCGAGGCAGGCGAUCUGCUGGGUGGACUGAAGCCUGUGACCACUCGCUCCCUGAUAAUUCCGGUCGUGGAAAGGUUUAAUGCGCUGUUUGAUGAUACAUUUUCUACCAAGCGGAACGAAAAGUUCCAGAUUGCUAUGGCAAAAGCAAUUGCAAAGCAGAAUUGGCCACGGCUGAUGAUCCUCUGGGAUCAAGCCGUCCAGAUGGCCGCGACGGCGCUCAAAGCUGUUGAAGUCCCCAGCACUGACGGAGUCGCUCGUACAAGCAAGAAGCGAAAGCUCGAAACUCCUAAGUACGAAGUCCUGCGCCAGAGAUGGGCUGACUUCUCCGAGAACUUCAAGCAAGUUCGGUCUGUCGUCGACCGCGGUGACAGGACGCAUGCCUUUGCCUUCGUUGAAGGGAGAUUGGUUCAAGCUGUGCGGGAGGGCCAAUGGGUACUUCUUGACGAGAUCAACCUGGCACCAUCCGAUACUCUUGAUCAUAUCGUCGGUCUUCUUCAAAAUGGCGAUGAAGGACGACCGACGCUGUUGCUCGCCGAGGCAGCCAAUAUUGAGACGAUCGUCGCCCACCCAAACUUCCGAGUCUUUGCUGCCAUGAAUCCAGCAACGGACGCGGGCAAGAAAGAUCUCCCACCGGGAUUACGGUCACGAUUUACCGAAAUCUACGUUCCCUCUGGAGACGACAACUCAGAAGACCUGACCAAGAUCAUCCAGACUUAUCUAGGCUCUCAGCUUGACAGCGACAGCAGGGCCGCUUUAGAUCUUGCAAAGUCUUACCUCGCGCUCAAGAAGCUCAACGAAGAGCGCCAACUGACCGAUGGAGCGGGCGAAACCCCCCAUUUCAGCAUCCGGUCGCUGGUCAGAUGUCUGUUAUACGUCUCACAGCACGGUGCGAGCCUAGGGUUGAGACGAGCCAUGUACGAAGGGUAUGCGAUGAGCUUCUUCACUGUUUUGAGUAGAGCGUCGGAAGACAUAGCUCUACCCCACCUCGAAAAGCAUCUUCUCUCGAAUAUCAAGAACAGGAAGGUUUUCUUUAGUCAACAGCCAAAGAUGCCACACGAGGGAGAGGACUUCGUUGCCUUCAGACACCACCUUGUCAAAAAGGGUCCAAUGAGUCCCGACCUCCAACCACAUUACAUCAGAACGCCAUCAGUCGAGCGCAACUUGCUCAAUCUCGCUCGAGCCGCUUCGAUGGGACGCUUUCCUAUUCUUCUCCAGGGGCCAACAUCAGCUGGCAAGACAAGCAUGGUGGAAUACCUCGCAAAGCUAUCAGGCAACAAGUUUGUGAGAAUCAACAACCAUGAACACACGGACCUGCAAGAGUACCUCGGCUCUUACGUCUCUGAUACUGAGGGCAAGUUAGUAUAUCAGGAAGGAGUUUUGGUGCAUGCGCUACGCUUCGGCCACUGGAUCGUGCUUGACGAGCUGAACCUCGCGCCGAGUGAUGUACUGGAGGCACUCAACCGCCUACUUGACGAUAACAGAGAGUUACUGAUACCGGAGUCCCAAGAAAUUGUGCGACCACAUCCGAACUUCAUGCUCUUCGCCACUCAGAAUCCGGCUGGCCUCUAUGGUGGGCGGAAACGUCUCUCCCGGGCCUUUCGUAACCGGUUUCUCGAGAUUCACUUCGACGACAUCCCUGAGAAAGAGUUGGAGGUCAUCCUCCGUGAGAGGACUCAGAUCGCACCCCCGUUCUGCGCCAAAAUUGUCGCAGUGUACAAGUCUUUGUCCCUUCUCAGACAGUCCUCGCGACUCUUCGAACAGAGAAACAGCUUUGCGACCUUGAGAGACCUAUUUCGCUGGGCUUCAAGACCUGUGGACGACUGGCAGUCCUUGGCAUACCACGGAUACAUGCUCCUGGCUGAGCGAGUAAGAGAUCCUGCAGAGCGGGCUGUGGUCAGAGAGACGCUGGAAAAGGAAAUUAAAGUCAAGCUCGAUGAGAAUGUUCUGUAUGGAAUGACGAAAAUUCCGGAUUCUGUUCGGCAACCUGGCUCACUUGUAUGGACCCCUGCUAUGAGACGAGUCUUCGUGCUGGUUGCUGAAGCAUUGAAGAACAAAGAGCCGGUGCUUUUGGUCGGCGAGACAGGCUGUGGAAAAACCCAGAUCUGUCAGGUGAUCGCAGAAGCGUUUCGAAGACCUUUGGCCAUCUACAACGCACAUACCAACACCGAAACUGGAGAUCUUAUCGGUUCUCAGCGGCCAGUCCGCAACCGCUCGGAUCUUGCCUCUGAUGUAUCCGCCAGCUGGCGAGCUCUGGUUCAAUUCGAGGCCGACAACACCACGCUCGCGGAUCUGGAGGUGGACCAGAUCAUUCAGGACUUUGCAAAGCUGGAUAAAACGAGAUUCGACCCUCAUGCUGUGGAGCAGGUUCGAUCGUGCAUCGGAGCGUACCAAUCUCUUUUUGCUUGGAGUGACGGCAGUCUCGUCAGAGCGAUGAAGAGAGGCGAAUUUUUCCUGCUUGAUGAGAUUUCGCUUGCUGAGGAUUCCGUCCUCGAACGUCUGAACAGCGUUUUAGAGCCAUCGCGAACGAUCCUACUCGCCGAAAAAGGUUCUAUCGAUAACCUGGUCAUAGCCCAUCCGGACUUUCAGUUCUUGGCCACAAUGAAUCCAGGCGGCGAUUAUGGAAAGCGAGAGCUGUCGGCAGCGCUGCGGAAUCGACUGACCGAGAUUUGGGUGCCGCCUUUGUCCCGAGAGUCAGAUAUCUUGCCCAUUCUCCAGCAGAAGCUCGAUCCAGCGAGGCGCCACUUGGCCGAGAAGAUGCUGAAUUUCGCCACGUGGUUCCGCGCAGAAUUUCACAGUGCUACGGUUCAAAACAUAGCUCUGCGAGAUCUGCUUGCAUGGGCUGAAUUCGUCAACCUUGCUGGUUCUCUCCCGGGAGACCUGGCAUUCUUACAUGGUGCAUUCAUGGUGUAUGUCGAUUCGAUCGGCGCAAACCCUGCUGGUAUGACUUCCUUAGGAACGACGGACCAAGACCAGUCCAAAGAGAGGUGCUUAGACCGCCUACAAAGCCUGGUGGGCUUGCGAGUCGUGGAACUGUAUCAGCAAACUCCCGGGUUGUCCACCACCGCUGACCGCCUUUCUGUUGGCUCAUUCUCCUUGCCUCGCACCGUUAGUGGAGACCGCGAUUCCCCCGAACUUGUCUUCGACGCCCCGACAACGCUACGGAACACCAUGAAGAUUGUCCGAGCCCUUCAAAUGACGAGACCUGUUCUUUUGGAAGGCAGCCCGGGUGUCGGGAAGACCGCGAUAGUAACAGCGCUUGCUCAUGCCUGUGGCAAACCAUUCACGCGGAUCAACCUGUCCGAUCAGACCGACCUCAUGGAUUUGUUUGGUGCAGAUGUUCCUUCCGAAAAUGACGAGAUGGGUAAAUUCUCAUGGCAAGACGGGCCUCUCCUCCAAGCCAUGCAAUGCGGUGGCUGGGUCCUGCUUGAUGAGAUGAACUUGGCAUCCCAGUCCGUGCUCGAGGGUUUGAAUGCUUGUCUGGACCACCGCAGAGAAGUUUACAUCGCAGAAUUGGAUAAAUCUUUUGCCUGCCAUCCAGAGUUUACGCUGUUCGCCGCCCAGAACCCGCAUCACCAAGGAGGAGGUCGCAAGGGCCUACCGGCGUCCUUUGUCAACCGAUUCACUGUCGUCUAUGCCGACUCGUUCCAACACGAGGAUUUGCUGCGCAUCUGCCAAACACGGUACCCCGAUAUCGAUCGCGAGCAACUGAAAGUACUCAUCGACACUGUCACUAGACUAGGAAACGCCAUUUCUCACGUGUCGGCAUUUGCACACGGAGGCCCAUGGGAAUUCAAUUUGCGAGAUGUGAAUCGGUGGCUGCGACUAUGCAAAGACCAGCCCAUUCUUCCCAUGUCUUCUCACCUUCGGACUAUUCUUAUACAACGGUUCCGCAAUCCUGCUCAGCAGGAGAUAGUACUGAAAGAGGCCGAAGCAGUGUUAGGAAGCGUAUCCUCCGAAAGCUUCUACAACAAUAUCUCGACGACAAUUUUUCAAGUCGGCAGUGCAUUCCUCUCUCGAGAUAGUGUCCUGCAAGAUACUCAAUCACCGAACUCGGCUCUUACUGUCACACAACUUCCUGCUGCGAACUCUAUCAUCACAGCCGUCAGGCAGAACUGGCCUGUUAUCCUUGCUGGUCCUUCAGGUGCUGGGAAGACUACGCUGCUUAGAUAUCUGGCAGCUGCAGCGGGCGUAGAGUUGAUUGAAUUCUCUAUGAAUGGUGACGUGGACGCCAUGGACCUCGUGGGGGGCUUCGAGCAGUACGAUUCACAUCGAGAUGUGUCUGUCUUCCUAGUUCACGUCAAAGAAGUUCUGCGACGACGUAUUGCAGCAUCCACCGAGCUUGAGAACAAUGAAGAAACACGGGCGGCCCUGCUGAAGGCCUGGCGAUACUUCGAAGGUGAAAACAUGACGAUCGAGGAUAUUCCAAUGGUAUUACCUGAGCUUCUCAGACUUCUGCCAGAAUCAAGGGUGCCGAUCAAAAUGUACUCCGAGAGUCUUCGCGCGGCUGAUCACAGCGGCUUUCGCUUUGUCUGGAAUGAUGGUGUACUCGUCGAUGCCGUCGAGAAAGGUUCAUGGCUAGUGCUCGAUAACGCCAAUCUGUGCAGCCCUUCCGUCCUCGACAGACUUAACUCACUGCUUGAGCCUGAUGGACUGCUUACCAUAAGCGAGCAACAUAAUGGAGGCGACGGCACAAGAAUCAUCAAGCCACACCCAAAUUUCAGGAUCUUCAUGACGAUGGAUCCACGGUAUGGAGAGUUAUCACGAGCGAUGCGCAAUCGAUCCGUCGAAAUCUUCUUGCCUGAUGGGCAUGAGGCUCGUUUGACCACCGAGCCUGUUCAGUACCCGCUGUCUUCCUCAGUCAGUCGGUUGAGACAUUUAUUCGAAGGGGCCAGUCAAUCUCCGCCAUGUCAGGUCAAAGAAGCCAUGGUUGACAAUCUGACUGCUGAUGACAUGGCAAUAAUCUCAACUCCUGAUAGCACGCUUCCUGAUACCCCCGACAUCAAAGCAUGCCAAGUGGACCUUAGCAUAAGACAAUCUUUCGAUGUACAACUAGUGCGCCAGAUAUCUGGUUUCCUAGAGAUCUCUGCAAUAGAGUGGCCACAACUGGCGAUCCUCAAUGAGCCCCUGGUCUUGCUGAACGGGUAUGCCGACUUUGCCAAGCUCUUCGUACGAUGUUGGUACUUGAUGCGACGAAUGGCGGAGAUUGAUUCAAUGUUAAAGAGUGCAUCAAGGCGUGCAGGUACUGUGGCCUUGAAAGACAGAACGAUUCUUGAGCGGUCAGCUUCUACCACAAGCCGCAAGGAUCUGGGUACCAUUCCCAAUGCUACUGCCUUUGCUAAGCUACUGGUCUCGUCGAUUGCUGCUGCUUUCCGGAGCGCGCUCCACAGCCCACAGCUGGCGGAUUUGGUUGGCGCAUGCGACCAGUUGCUUACAUUCGCACACCAGAUUCUGGUCCUUUGCAACAAUAGGAGCCUUGACGCGGCAUACUUCCAGGCGCAUGUGCAGGUUGGGACGCACAUAGCCGAUAAGGUCGGACGAAUCUUCCCCGAACUGGCUUCCAUUUUUUCAGAAUCCCUCGAAGCUUUAUCGGUUCGCGACCAUGUCCUGACUACCGGCUUCGGGCUCCAGCUCAUGUGGCAUACCUUCCGACCCAGGACUGCUACAACGCUGUCUCAACUUCAUGUCCAACUUGGCUUGGAAGGGGUCAUCGCGAGAUUCGAUCGAAUCUGUCGCUACCUUCCGCAAUCCAGAAGUUCGUUGUCGGCAGUGAGAUCAGACCUGCAGCGUGCUUAUCAGUCGAUUGUCAAGUCGGCGCAGCCGGGGAGCUCGUUGGAGGUUCUCGAGAAUGCUGUGACUGACCUGGAGGCCCAGGCAAAGCAAGGCUAUAAGCUGGAAGGUCAAUUCGAGGAUGUGAUGCAAUUCGUUCACAGGGUCAUCACUGUUCAGGGGCAGGAGAACCAGCCAGACCUCGAUUUGCUGACCAUGUUCAUUCCAGAACUCGACAAGCCUCUGCUCGACAUGGGAGUGGAAGAGCCUGUUCCGAUGUCGUUGACUCGGCUUUCAUCAUUCGAGGCUGGGAUCUUGCUGAGUGGUGGCUGCAUAGGGGCAAGACUAGCUCAACGGCUGCUCGCUAUACAAAAGCAGCCCCUCGGGAUGCUGAACCAUGCCAAGGAGGAGCUUCAAGUGCUCGUUAGAGUGAUCACCUCUCAUACCAACCUCUUCGGGAACCUGAUUCGACCAGUAGUUGAGAAUCUACGUGUGGUACUUGGAGGCAUGAUGUUCUCGCAUCGUGACCUUCUCACAAAACAGGCACAAGCUUGCUUGCCUGAGCAGGGCUCGCCCAAUCUUGCUGGCUUGGCUGUUCUUUCGAUUGAGGAUACGAUUGUCCCCGGAAGGAUUCACGAUGCCUUCCGCGACGUAUAUCGACACCUCGUCCAUCCCGUACUGCUACAUCUUGCUGAGAAUGGUUCCGGCUUCGGCCUUUUGGGGCUCAAAGAGCUAAAGACAUGUCUCAUCAACUUGUCCCUGGCUGGGCUCAUUCUGAUGGUGCCCAACAAGAUGUUUGACCCAGCCACGUUUCCAACCAUUGCGCACCACCUUCACGAAUACCGAACUGCGGCUCUUCGGAGCAGGAUUGAGGGCCACAAACAAUUCCAUAGGAAGGUGACCGGGCAAGACACCGCCCUUCUUAUCCGCGUCCUUGAGCGGGAGCUAGUCGAAGUGGGAACCAGUUCUCCUCCCCAAACAGUCCUCAGGCCGAGCAAAGACGAACACUUCAAGCUUCAAGAAGCUUUCAACGGAAUCGUGAAUGUGAUCUUGCAUCAUGGGGACGCCGGUACUUCUCCAAGUAUGCAGCCAGGCAGUGCAGAGUGGACUGAACAAUGGUCGAGUCCACGAGGAAGGUCAAAUGUGAACGUUAUCGUCGAGCGCCUCGAAAAGGCUGAUCGUAUGUACGACGACUUUGCGAAACCGAUACUUUGGUUCUUGAAAUGCUUAUGCCAGGGCCUGGAGCUUGAAGCACCAGAAAACCCGAAAGUCAAGAAAAGCGACGCUAUCGAUGGGCUUGUCGUGGCCACACCGUUGCUGUCUGCAAAUCCAGUUGCUUUUCACAGUUGGACCAUCAGUCCGACCUCACCCCCGGAUCUAAGAAUGCACUGGCUUGGCCAUAUCCAGCUGAAGAGUGCCCUGGUAGGAAAGCCUUGUCGGGUCCCUGUGGACGACUUUCUCGGUAUCCUUGACAGCUUCUACUACGAAUGGAAAGAGCGAUUGACUCGUGAUCAAGUCGAAGCUGCGGAAAAGUCUCGAUACUACACUUAUCGUGGAGAUUCGGCCCAGCUCGAAGAGGAUGAUGACCGUGAGAUGAAUGCAAUGUUUCCGAAUUUCGACGAGGAUGUGGGAGAAACUGAAGUACGCAUGAAUGAGUGGGAUGCGCGUGCCACUGCAGUCAGGCUCAGCACACUGCACCAGAAGAUCUACUCCGAGCAGGGUGCGCAAGAAACUAUGCAAGCAUUCAUUCUCUCCGCGGUUGAAACCUUGUCCAAGAAUGCCAAGACCAGUACCCCCAAUUCAGAGAUCUCCUUCGUUGGGUUGCUACCUGCAAUUCUGCUGCAAAUGGAGUGCAAGAUGACCGAGCUGGACGGCAGUCAAGAAGUCGGCAGUUUCAACAUUUAUGCCGACUCGGACAUCGCACAGAGUCAGAAGCUUUUUGACCUUGUGCACCAGAUCCAAUCCAGGUUCUAUACAAUCCAGGAGAAGUGGCCGGAGCAUGCUGUCCCUGCAGAGGUCCUGACAUUCUGCACCGAGGUCCUUCAUCUGAGCUUCGGAGAUCCGGUCGCCAAGCUCCUCACGAAGACCGAGAAGCUUUUUGAGAUUGUGUCGCAAUGGCAGAGCGUCGCCAGCAGAGAAUGGUCCGUUCAUGAGCUCGUCGAGAAGCUGUCCUCCCAAAUAAUCAGCUGGCGGCGCAUGGAGUUGUUAUCAUGGUCGAGGCUACUGGAUGAAGAGACACGUAGACACGAGCAAGACGCCCAGGCAUGGUACUUUAUUGCCUACGAGGCAAUCAUCUGCAAUUCCAGGAACAUCAACUCUGAGGAUGGUGAUCCAAUGAGUUAUCGGACGACUCUUGUGCAAACGUUGGAGGAGUUUCUGAAGUCGACGACCGCGGGCCAGUACUCGUCACGAUUGAAACUGCUUGCCACCAUCAACAAGACCUUGCACGGGCAGAGAAGCCACUCGCAAGAACCGCAGUCAAUCGCUGCUUCUGUACAAGCCGUCAUCGAGCACUACCAGCGGUACGAAGCAGGUGUAGAGGCCUCGAUACGCAAGGGUCGUUUAGAGCUCGAGAAGGCGUUGAGUGAGCAAAUCAAGCUUGCAAGCUGGAAAGACACCAACAUCACGGCGCUCCGUGAAAGUGCACGACGGUCCCAUCACAAGUUGUUCAAAAUUGUGAAGAAAUAUCGGAACUUGCUCAACCAGGCUGUUGUGCUCAGCCCGCCGGAAGAGGCAACCGGGCAGGUGCCAGCAGCGCCGCUUGUCACCGAGCUUGAUUGGCCUCAGAGCAGUGAAGAUCAGGUUUUCGCGGCCGUUGAACGAAGCCGGCUACGGCUGCAAGACUGGGACAACAGGCCAGAGCGUCUUACCAAGCCUUUCGGGGCUGCCAGGAGCAUACAGCACCUGUACCGCUCGAAGAACACCGAUUUUGACGUACGAGACGAGAUAAUGUCCUUCCGGCAAGAUUUGACGGAGAGCAUCAAGGAAUUACGGAUGCAGACUCCCUCGUUGCUCACAGAGGACAAUGCGCCGUUUGUCCGUCAUUUGCAAGAGAGGAAGAGACGGUUGCUCGCCGAUACUCUCAAAGCGGUUGCUCAUAUGGGCAUCAGGAGGAAUCUUCCAACAUCCGAGCUCGAGAAGCAGUCCUCAACCGCGUCGAUCCUGGCUUUGCCCAAUCAUGUCGCAAUUCAACAACGUUUGCCAGUCGUGGCGGCUGCAGAUAGCACAUUCCAUGAAUUGCUCGACGUCAUGUCCCAGGUUCGCGCAGCUCGAAAAGGACACUCUGACGAUCUGACCGACGGCGAAAUUAACCGCUGUGUAGGAUUGUUGGAGGGCCUACUAUCUGUCACGAUCGGGCAAAGACAGGCCAAUCCCCAGCAGGCGCACGACUUGGAUGCAAUUCGCUUACAGUUGGUGUUGGUCCAAUCCGUUACCGCUUCGUCGCCAGGUGAGCUUGUAUGUUUGACAAUCUCGAACGGCACCAUCCAGGCGGUGCAAGAACAUCUUACAUGGCUGACUCAGGUUCUGGCGGUGGGCUGUCGCAUCUUGAAGUUCCAGGCAGACCAUGCCGGCCUUGACCUGAAAGACCUAAUCGCCACCCUCCAGUCUUAUGCUAGUCAGACAGAAGACCUGAGGAGAGCACUCAGUGACCUCCCUGACGCUCCACCAGGAAUGGCGUGGAACGUUUCAAGCGUCAUUUUUGAUAAGACCGUGCAUCUUCUGUCUCGGAUGGGUUCAACUCUUCGACAGUGGCAAGUCAGGGAGCCACGUGUCGAAUUUCUUGUUUCCAAGCUUCUCGUGUGGACGGAGGGAUUGCCAACAGUUCCAAAUGGAGGUCAGAACUUACAGCCACAAAUCACACUUGAAGAGUUCGACCAGGAUCUCAGAGACACCAUGGAUCAGGUCUUCGUGGCUUUGCAGAGACUAUCUGCCGGCCAGCCAGACUUGCCCGAGUCAGAGGAAGAUGCCGGUUGGCUGAUCAAAUCAGACAAGCACGUCGUGGAAGGCAUGCGAUUGCUACAAGUUGGCAGCCUCGCUCGUCGCAUCGAUCAACAUGUGAUGUGCAAGCUGCAAUUUCUGUCUCCUGCAGAUUUUGAAGCGGCCAAGGACUUGCUAAUCAUCGCCAUGCCUAUUUUCAAACAGUUCCAUCACAUCGGCGAACACUUCCAUAACCGCCAGGCCGCGACUUACCUGGAAACGUGUCGUCUCGCGUUACAACUAGCGAGGUCUUUUACGACACUUGUGAGCCAGGGUUUUUGUCGUCCAUCUGAUCCUGCCGAAGGACAAGAAGAGCAGUCUGGAAAACUCGAAUCUGGCACUGGCUUGGGUGAAGGGGAGGGAGCCGAGGACAUCAGCAAGGAUGUGCAAGACGACGACGAUUUGUCCGAGCUUGCGCAGGCGGGACAGAAGGAGGAGAGAGGCGAUGAGAUGGAGCAUGCGGAAGAUGCCGUGGACAUGGGAAAUGAAGAUCUGGAGGGAGAAAUGGGUGAUAUGGACGACAAGGCUUCGGAUGAUGAGAAUGGUGAAGAUCGAUCUGGAGACGAAGACGAAGAUGAGAAGGACGUCGAUGAAGAAGCGGGCUCUGUUGACGACCUCGAUCCUGAUGCUGUCGACGAGAAAAUGUGGGAUGACAUGAAGAACGAGUCUGAGAAGCAGGACAAGGAGAUGAAGAACGACAAAGCAAAGGGAAAGAAAUUAGACGACAACACUGCUGCCGAUGGAGACACCACCGAGGAUGGUGACCUGGAAGGAGAACAAGAAGAAGCGAACGAAGAAGAUGAGGAUGGCGAAGGUGGCGAGCGGCCUGAAGGUGAACAGAUGGAUGCGCAUGUGGAUGAGGAGAAGGCUCUAGACCUGCCCGAAGAGCUCAACCUGGCCGGCGAAUACGAAAUGAAGGACGAUGAAAUUUCGGACGACGGCAUGGAUGAGCUGUCGGAUAUCGAGGAUCCUGCAGAGCAGGUUGGUGGUGUCGAGGCCGAGGAGACCGAAGACACCGAAAAGCAAGAUCAGCCAUGGGAUGACGCGGCUGACAACGAUAAGAUCGGCGCGGAAGAGGACGACGUCGGCAACGACGUUGCUCAAGACGACGAGAUCAUGGAAGAUCAGCCGGAAGAGCUGGAAGACGGUCCAGACGAUCAUGGUGCUCGCCAAGACGACACGGCUCACGACGCCGAAGAGAAUGCUGGCGGAGAGUCUGGAACCGCCAACGAGCUGCCAGAUGAUCUUGAUGCAGAACAGGACGUUGGAGGCAUGAACCAAGCCGACAAAGAUCCAAACCCUGAGCAAUCCCAGCCGGGCAAAGCACCCAACAACGGAGAAGAAGGCAAGAGCGGAGAAGGAGUCGUCGAACGUGGUACAGGACGGGCCGAAUCUCUUGAUUAUGAGCAAAACGAAUCGUUGCGGAAAUUGGCUGAUGUCCUUGAUCAGUGGCAUCAACGACGUGAGAUUCUGCCAGCGUCCGAACGCGAGAAUCAGGAGAGCCAGGCUGAGAAUGAGGAUAUGGCAGAUGCUGAUUUAGAGCAUGUCCGGGAGGAAGACGAAGGGGAUGCACAAGCCCUGGGAGCUGCGGGAGCCGACCAAGCGCAGAAUCUCGACCAAAGCAAGGCAAUCCAGGACGACGACGUUGAAAUGGACGAGAAUACGGCACCACCGGAUGUUAUGGAGCCGGAAGCACCAGAGGACAUCACUGAGAGAUUCUCCCGUCUCAAGGCGCAGUCCAAAUCAGCCGAGAGCAGAGAUAUUGGUGCCUUUGCUCCUGACCGCCAGCUACAACCGCCAGAAGAGGGUGAUCGACAGGAUGGCACGGAUGUGGCAUCGGAUGACCUUUCUCCUGAGAUUGAACACCUCGAGCUCAGCAACGACUCAGCGGAAGCGACCAAUCAACCCACCAGCAGCACGCACGCCGCUCAACUGUGGCACGAAUGCUCAACGAGCACACAUCAGUUCUCGCUCAUCCUAACCGAGCAACUCCGGCUCAUCCUCUCACCGACCACGGCGACCAAACUUCGCGGCGACUACCGCACAGGCAAGAGGCUCAAUAUUAAGCGCAUCAUCCCCUACAUCGCAUCCAACUACAAGCGAGACAAGAUCUGGAUGCGCCGAUCUGUGCCGAGCAAGCGGAAUUACCAAAUCAUGGUCGCCGUGGAUGACAGCAAAUCGAUGAGCGAGUCCGGCGCGGAUGUCCUCGCGUUUGAGACUGUCGCACUGUUGACCAAAUCCCUCGCCAUGCUGGAAGUCGGUGAGAUCUGCGUCGUCGGGUUCGGGGACUCUCCAAAGAUCACAAUCGCUCACCCGUUCGGCGUGCCUUUCUCGCCGGCCGAAUCUGGACCCAACGCCUUCCAGGCAUUCAGCUUCGGGCAACGAGGCACGGACGUCAAGGGUCUCCUCAAGCAGAGCAUCCAACUCUUCCGCGACGCCAGAAGACAACACCAAGCGGGAAGCGAGGAGCAAUGGCAGCUGCAGCUCAUCGUCAGUGACGGCCACAUCUCCGAUCACGACGCGGUCGCCCGACUCUUGCGGCAAGCCCACGAUGACGAGCGCAUCGUGGUUGUUUUCGUCAUCGUCGAUGCCGGACAAGAGAGUAUUCUCGACCUCAAAGAAGCCGUGUACGAACGGGAUCCGACCGCUGCAGAUGGGGCGGGAGGGGACGAGAUGAAGCUUCGCAUGAAGAGGUAUCUGGACGGAUUCCCAUUCCCGUACUACCUUGUGGUUAGAGAGGUGAGGGACUUGCCCAGCGUGCUAGCUACGGCACUGAAGGGCUGGUUCGGGAGCGUGGUUGAUGUUCAGUGA